CCGCGUGUGCAGAUUCAAAUGUUACUCCAGAAAGAGGCUGGGCGCGAGAUUCGGCGGGAUGGACGAAUUGAGCUGUCACUCUCAUUUCAGUAGUCUAGGCACUUGGCAUGUUGUACGGGAUACGUAUUUACAAUCGUGGGAAUAAUAUUGGCCAGUUUAUGUAUUCCAUGACGCAUCAGAAAGAGGGAUAUAAUUUUCACGUGUCAUCUCCAUAAGUGUAUAGAAAUCAUAACGUUGACUCGGAAUACUACUGCAGAAGUCCAGUUAAUGGAAAUGUUAACCUGUGCUCCGAAUUUAAUGCUGUUUGGGAACUUAUAACGGAGAAUUCUAUAUAACCGUUGACAAUUGACUGAUGGUGUGAUUCUAGAAGUGUCCGUAGUACUUUUGAGUGUCAAAGAGCAGGGGAUUGUGAUCUGUAAGCCCCAUCAUGGCCAAAAGAUCUCGCAGUGAGGAUGAAGAUGAUGACGUGCUGUAUAUGGACUGCGAUGAUGAGAUGGUACGGCAAAAAGGGUUUAAAAAGUUAUGGAACAAAUUAAAAUGGACAAAAGAAGAGGAUGAGAAACUAAAGAAGAUGGUGGAACAGUGUGGAACAGACGACUGGAGCUCAAUUGCAUGCCACUUUUCUAAUCGAUCUGAUGUUCAGUGCCAGCAUAGGUGGCAGAAGGUUCUAAAUCCUGAAUUGAUUAAAGGCCCUUGGACAAAAGAGGAAGAUCAGAGGGUAAUUGAAUUGGUUCAGAAAUAUGGCCCAAAGCGUUGGUCACUGAUUGCAAAGCAUCUUAAAGGAAGAAUUGGAAAGCAAUGCAGAGAAAGAUGGCACAAUCACCUGAAUCCCAUGGUUAAAAAAUCUUCAUGGACAGAGGAGGAGGACAGAAUAAUCUAUGAAGCUCAUAGACGGCUAGGAAACCGCUGGGCUGAGAUUGCAAAACUGCUUCCUGGGAGGACUGACAAUUCCAUCAAGAAUCACUGGAAUUCAACAAUGAAAAGAAAAGUGGAGCAAGAAGGCUAUUUGCAGGAUGUCUCUGAUUCAGAGCGCUCAUUUCCAUCAAAAUUGCCAUCCAAGUCUUGUAGCGCAUUGGACACCUUGCAAAGUCAGGUCUUCAUGCCCAUGCUAACACAUGUUCCUGGGUUCCCUUAUGUGGAAGAAGGUUACUCGGACAACACUCAGAUGACUCCCUGUUUUAUUCAGCAUCCAUUUGUUGAUGAUGAUCCUGAUAAAGAACAAAGGAUAAAGGAACUUAAGCUGCUUCUUAUGUCGGCUGAAACGGAAGUCAGACAAGAGAGAGUUGUUUCUCAAAGUGAAAAAACUGCUAAGUGGCGUAAUGCUUUUCUUAAGGACAAUAUGCUAAACAGUCUUGAAGAGCACAGUAGCGCAUAUUGCAGUAUGGAGGAGUCCCAUAAUGCAUCCAGCCAGCAUAUCUCGCCCUGUAAACUUUUAAUAACUGAAGGUACUGCUGUUCUGCCAUCUUUACAGAUAAUUCCCGAGUUUGCUGAGACUUUGGAGCUUACUGAUUCUGAUUCACUGUCAUGGAGUGAUGUCACUAGUUUUGAUAUUUCUUGUACCACAUCACACUCAGCACAAACUCCAGAGAAAUAUGUACCCAUGCAGUAUGAUAAAGAGACUGCAGAAUAUCAGUUUGAUUGUACUGUAAUAUCUGAUCUGCCCAAAGAAUGUAAUGGUACAGAAUCUGAAGUUGUUUCUUUGGCAUCCCCAUCCAUUGUCAAACUUAAUACUCCACCUGCUAUCCUAAGGAAGAAGAAAAGGCAGCUACCAAGCCACCUGACCAACACAAGUAGUUCUGUCAUAGAUAUUACUACACAAAAACGCACUCCAGUGAAGACAUUGCCUUUUUCUCCUUCACAGUUCUUCAAUAUUUGUUCUAACAAUGAACAACUUGACCUUGAAAAUCCUACAUUUACAUCAACUCCAGUUUGUGGACAGAAGACUCCUGUUGUAACUCCUCUUGAAAAGGGAAAUAUUUCUAAAGAACAAAAAGAAAAUACUGGCUUCAGAACUCCAACUAUUAGAAGAUCCUUACUAGGUACUACACCCCGGACACCCACCCCAUUCAAAAAUGCACUUGCUGCCCAAGAAAAAAAAUAUGGCCCUCUCAGAAGUAUGCCCCAACCACUUGUGGAUUUGGAAGAAGAUAUAAGAGAGGUACUGAAGAAAGAAAUGGGAACAGAAACUUUUAUUGCUAGAGAGGAGAAACACACAAAAAACUGCACACACAAGCUUUCUGCUCCUGUGAAAAAGGUUAGAAAGUCCCUUGUUUUGGAUGAUGUGGAAAACGAUAGUCCUAGUUCUCCAGCAUCAACAGAAAGUACUAGUCCGAGCAUGCAGUCAAUAAGUAUGUUUACCAGAGCAUUGCUCUUGACACCAUUAGCGGAUAAACUGGAUGAUCCGUGUUCAUCAGCAUUAAUGGAAAAUUAUGCCAGCUCAACUAAAAGAAAAAGUUUAUUUUUCACAAAGAAGAAAAUUAAUCCUUGCACAUCAAAAACGCUUAAACUGGGACCACAUCUCCAGGUAAAUGAAUGGGAAGCCGUUGUUUAUGGAAAGACUGAGGACCAGUUGAUCAUGACUGAACAGGCAAGACGAUACUUGAAUGCAUACACUGGGAGCACUCCAAGAGCACUUAUCUUAUGACUUGCACAUUGACUUACUGAAAGAAAGCAUCAUUCUAAACACUAAGACAUUAUUGUUAGAUAAUGUGCUGCUUAGUUUAAAAAAGAAUUUUAGCAAUGUGUUCUGUCUGCAAUCUUAGAGGCAGAGCAAACCAUUAAGUUGUCCUUAUUUUAUAAGAAUUGAAAUAGUGCUGACUGUUGUAUUGCAAGAAGUGUUUUGUAACUUAAAAAGUGUCAGGUAAUUUUGAAACUAUUAAGUGCAUUAACAUCAUUUCCCAGAAGUGGCCAUCACUCAUGUGGCAUCUUAAUAUUUAGACCACUUUUAUAUCAUAGGAAUGCCCUAAAC
Messenger RNA from Protopterus annectens (West African lungfish), 2968 nucleotides. RefSeq names its product MYB proto-oncogene like 1 (gene MYBL1). The record is from RefSeq and is a predicted model, not a curated record. NCBI's taxonomy places the organism in Eukaryota, Metazoa, Chordata, Ceratodontiformes, Protopteridae. The coding region runs from base 428 to 2644 and encodes 738 amino acids. Gene Ontology annotation, cellular component: nucleus. The transcript is spliced from 16 exons. Gene Ontology annotation, biological process: regulation of DNA-templated transcription. Gene Ontology annotation, molecular function: DNA-binding transcription factor activity, RNA polymerase II-specific; RNA polymerase II cis-regulatory region sequence-specific DNA binding.